AUCAGUCUGCAGCUGCAGGGAGACCAAUACUCAGAGAGACUAGAACUAAAGGACACACAGACACUCUAGGACACACAGACAAUCCAGGACACACAGAGACUCUAGGACACACAGAAACUGCACAACGAGAUCAUGUCUGUGAAAACUUCCCUCUCUCUGCUGAUCCUCCUCCUCUCAUUGGUAAGUUAGCUUUGGACUAAUGUAAAUAUGGAUGUAUUGUAAGUUUUUGGUUGUAUUGUAAGUUUUUGGUGUGCUACUGUAUGGAGGUGUGUGUUUGAACUACAUGUGCAUCAUUGCAGCAGAACUGGGUCAGCUGAGAGUCCUAAAGUUCAGGAUUGUUGCAUUUGUUCUGAUUUCAGCUGCUGCUGGUUUUGGACCCUCGUGUUUUUGACCCCCCUCCGUCUGUCCUCUGUUGUCAUGUUUUCCUCUGAAUGUGCCCUCUCCCUGCCUCACUCUGUCCACAUGUGAACCGCUGAGGGAAACAAAACAUGGAAAGUAUUUGCUGGCCCUGUGAGCUCAGCUUAGUGUCGCCCUCUUGUGGUUUAAAAACAGACCUGAACAGUGUCCUCACAGAUGACUGUAUCACCUCUGUGCAGAGUUUUCUGUCUGACCUCUGCUGUUACCUUGCUGUUACCAAAAAGAAAAUAAGCUCUUAUUCACUUUUAGUCUAAGCUCUGUUCUCAUGUCCUCAGAGCUAAAUGAAAAGAGAGUUGCUGUUCGUUGGUUUAAUUGAGGAGUUUUAUUAAACUAAAUCUGAGUAUGCAGAUGAAUAGAGGCAGGAAUUUUAGGGUCAAGGUCAUGUCCAGGGGUCCCUCUUCUUUUAUGUUCUGUCUAGUUUUACUCAAGUCAUGCUGAUAUGCUGAUAUGUUCUGUACCUGGAGGGUCUUUGCUGCUGCUCUCCCUGCCGUAGGUUUUACUCUACGCUCUCAGAAAAAACUGCUCUAGUUAAAGUUGGUGUUUAAACAGGUAGAGUAUAACUGAGAGAAAACGGUUAACAGUUUUGAGAACGAUGUAAACGUGAGUCUGAGAGUGUCGGCAUUUAUUCCUGAACUCCUGCUUUAGACAGCACCUCAGUUUGGCCUGUACAGUCUAUAAGUCAUAGACAUGCCCCUUUUCAUUUUAGAAAAAAGGUGGAAAAAGCUUUUUAAAAUCUCUAUAAAUAGUAUGUUUGAGUCAAAGUCCGCUCACACUCAUCCUCUGUAGUCUCCUCGUGAAUCAUGUUGCAGUCAGACUGUAAACAUUAACCCGCCUAAAGAAAGGAGGUCUUAUCACAGGUAUCCAAAUACCUGCAUAACCCACAUGUUGUCUGCUGCAGAGGCUCAUUUACAAGCAGACUUCAGCUGCCAGACUCAGAGGUCCUGGUUUAAACUGGACCACGUGGUGGAAACAUGUGAUGGUACUUCAGUGUUUGUUCACAGGUGUUUUUGAAGGAUGCAUCCUUUACCGUUUUGCGGUGCUGCAGAGUUACACAACAUGAUCACUCAUGUGGAGUGUGUGUGUGUCAGUCUAAUAUUUGCUCUCUUUAAUGCUGUUUUGGAAACACGUGUCUGUAGCUCUAAAUGCUCCUCUCUGUUUACCAGCUCCUCUCUAACUUCGGUGUCUGUGACUCAGGCCGUCGACGGUUUUUCUGGGAUUUUUUUAGAUGACAUGCGAGACGGACUAAAUCAGGGAAAGUAUGAGACGCUGAACUAAAUUAAGACCCAAACUAAGACCCAAAAAAGUUGUCCAGGUCUUAGAGGAUCGGCUUGUCUGAGGGCCCAUCCCUGUGAAUAAUACCAGGGAUGGGCCCUCUAAAUCUACUGUUGAUAAAAUCAAAUUAGCUACUGCAGCUUUAGGGUUUAAGAAAAACUGAAGUGAGGACAUUUCAAAGUGGUGACAUUGGUGAAAAAAACAGAUGGCACAGCCGGAACAUAAAGACAUGCUUGCAUAUGCUUUUCCCAAAAAAGAUAUUUUCCUUUUGCUCAUAGGACUACUGUUUACUGUUGACACCUGCGCACCAGACCAAGGUUCUGCUGACUUAACAACAUGCUGAAAGUUUUCAUCCCGGCCCAUUUGACAGAAAGUUUCCAGGAUUUUUAAGUUUUUUUCCAGAGUAUGCAGCCCAGUGAGCAUGUGCAGAAGGCUCCUCCAGGCCUGUUAACUUUUCUUUGCACAAGAGGAGUUUGUUGAAUGCAAAACACAUGGACAACAACUUGGAAAAGCGUGACUGAAAAAAACAAAUUGAAGCUGCAGGGCUGUGAUAGGCCAAAAAUAAAAAUCCGAUCUGACUGAAUAGGGGCUUAAAUAUCCAGGUCUCAUUAAUAAAGCCAUCCUAUUUAUGCAGUUCAAAAACCCAGUUGACCUUAUCUAAUUAAACAUCACAUUUCAAUUUCCCUAUGGGACAAAUAAACUACUACUACUACUAUUUAAACUCAAUUUUAAGAUUUCUGCUUUUCACUGAUCAGAGUAUCUGACAGUGCUCUCUCAGUGGGAUAUUGAAGGACAAUCCUGUGAGUGAAAACAGCAGAAAAUGUUGGUAACACAAUAAAAGGGUCUGACUCUGACCUGAGCCGGUACUCAGAGUCUAUCUGUGGCCGAAAAUUGAAUAUAAAACACUUUUUUUCUCCUGUUUUAUGAUCUUAACUUGUUUGUGUUUGUUUGUGUUUCAUUUCCCCCACAGACAGCAGCUCAGGACUGCUCCCAGCCCUGUUCUUGUCCCUCAGACCCCCCUCCUUGCCCCGUGGGGACCAGCCUGGUGUUGGAUGGCUGCGGAUGCUGUAAGGUGUGUGCCAGACAAGUGGGGGAGCCGUGCUCUCUGCUGGAGCCCUGUGACCACCAUAAAGAGCUGUACUGUGACUACAGCCUGCUGAGUGACACCGAGACCGGAGUCUGCAUGGGUAAGUCACUCUCAACUCUGUGAACAAUAGUGGACCCAGGAGACCAGUUUCUAGAGUUUGGACUAUAUUGUAACCCUUUUUUUUCUCCUAAAAAACGUCAUUGUCAGGAUGGCAACAGAUGUUUCAGAGGACGCAGCGUCCAUGAUUUACAAAAAGAAUGUCAGAUUAUGAUUAGUCUCAGUCUCUGGAUCCUGGUUCUACCUGGUUUCCUCAUUUUAUGGUUCAAUUUUAACCUCAUUUGUGGAUUCAGUGAUGAACUGUGUUUACAGACAAUAGUUUUUUAAGUGAGUUUAAGCCCAUGCACUGAUUUCCACUCCAGAGUCCUGUCUGUUUUAAUGCAGUGCUGCCUGAGGGCCUGAAAAUUAGGAUGACACAGUCUUGGUUUUGGUCCUUGUCCCUUUUGUACAAAUUUCUCCAGACUCUCUGAAUCUAUGAAUGAUAUUAUGUACUGUAGAUGAUGAAAUCCACUUAUUCUUUUACAUUUGACACUCAGAAACAUUAAUCUGAAACUGCAGUCUCUUAGUGACAUCCACAAAAAACUGGAACAUUUUUUAGUUGCUAAGCAUAAAAAUCUGUUUUUAUCACUAUUUAGCAUCCCUGGUUAUCUGGACAUCUUGGUCUGGUCCUGUGGUACUUUACUGUAAUAGAGAAGUCUUCUGUCCAUAGAGUAACAGUGGCGUAUUUGUGGUCCAUCUGCAGCUCAGGAGGGUCAGACAUGUGACCUCGGGGGAGUGAUUUACCGCAGUGGGGAGUCUUUCCAGCCCAGCUGUAAACAUCACUGUGUGUGUAUGAACGGAGAGAUCGGCUGUGUGCCCAUGUGUGCCAGCGAUGUUCGACUGCCUACCCCUGACUGCCCAUACCCCCGACGUAUCAGCAUCCCCGGAAAGUGCUGUGAAGAGUGGGUGUGUCAGGAGACGCCCCAGGACCAACUAUACGAGUCUGUGAUGGCCGGUCAGUGUCUGAACCGACAUUUAGGAUUCCCAGCUCUUUCUGUUGAUGUAGUUUAACCUCUACCCUCCUUUCUCCCCUCUUAGGAGUGUCUCAGAUUCACCCUCUGCCCCCCUCAGACCCAGACUCAGUCUUCAGACAGGGGUCCCCUUAUGGACCAAUUGAAGAGAGUCCCAGAGAUAACUGCAUCGUUCAGACCACAGAGUGGAGCGAGUGCUCGGCCUCCUGCGGCAUGGGCGUCUCCUCCCGCAUCACCAACGACAACCAGCGCUGCCAGCUGGAGAGACAGACCAGGAUCUGCAUGAUCCGACCCUGCAACAGCCAGCAGGACAGGGACAUCAAGGUCAGAGGGUUCACCUGAAGUUACAUAGCAGUUCAUUCACAAAGUUUGUCAUUGUUCAACUACAGUGAGAGGACCUAGUACAGUUCCUUGGGGAACUCCAUUUCUGCUUUUCUAUAUACAUGUAGAUUAGAGACCAUGACUGUGAUGAUUCUGACGCUUCUCUCUCUGAUUCUUGUCUCUGCAGAGGGGGAGGAAGUGUGUCCGUACACCAAAGGCCCAGCGGUUUAUGCGCUUUGAAUUGUCUGGCUGUUCCAGCGUCAGACUCUACCGGCCAAAGUUCUGCGGUGUCUGCACUGACAACCGCUGCUGCACGCCGCACCGCACCAUCACAGCACAAGUAGAGUUCCAGUGUCCAGAGGGAGACGUCUUCAUCAAGAAGAUGAUGUUCAUCAAGACCUGCUCCUGCCAUCAUGACUGUCCGCAAGACAAUGACAUUUUCCUGGCGUCCAGCUCUCGGAGGAUGAUCGGAGACUAUGACAACGACAUGUGAAGUUCUCACAGGUUCACAAAAAAUUAAAAGAUGAUUGCACUUACGCUCAACUCUGGAUAGAACUAAAUCAACCCUGAUGGGUGAGUGAUUUCAACUCCUGUAGAAGUCUGUCUGAAAAUCAUGGGCUCAGAUAGUAGAUUGACCUGGAAGAUGGACUUUUUAAAACGAACACAUUCAGUCUGAUCCACAGAAUAGGAUUUACUGGCUCACACCCUCAGCUCACAGCUUAUUUAGUCACAUUUAUAGAUGAAGGAGAGCAACAGUAUUUACCUUAGCUUAUUUCAUUUGAUGUUAAAAUGCUGUUUUAUUAUCCCGAAAUCUGUCACUCAGAGUUUGGAGUUGAUUGGUGAGUGUAAAAAAAAUCUGUCAAAUAUUUGAAGUUUUUUCACAAGAUUUAUUUUUGCACACACAAGCCAGUUUUUAUUGACCUUAGCCUGAUAGUGAACCGACGAGACUGAAAUUGAAGGUCCUCAAAUAUUUAUACCAAGAGAAAAUAAUCUUGAUUUAGUCCGUCAUAGAGAGGUGGACUAAAAAGCAUUUCAGUUUUACCAUGUCUGAUAUUUUGUAGUUAUGACAGAAGUUAAAGAAAUCAGCCUUUAACGUUCCUAAAAUUAUUGUACUUUUUUCUGUUAAUGAUGAGUUUGUAAUCUUCAGAUAUUGACAUUGUUGUCCCCAACAUCACUAUCCUGAAAAGAGGAGAAGGAGGACCCUGAGGGCUCUGCUUUACAUGUAAAAUAUGAAGGUACUUUAUGCAUGGGAAACAUUGGCUGUUAGUGGAAAAGUACGGUGGCUUACAAGGACAAUUGGGCUAAAAAGGCUCAAAUAGAUUUUACCAGGAGCAACAGGAUGCAAAGUUAGUACCAUGCAAACUAAAAAACAAACAUAAUCUGAGUCCAUUUAAGGUGGACCAAGAGGAAGAGGAAAGCUCUCCUAUCAGCUGACGGAUUAUAAUAUGGAUUCUUCCCUUUCAAAAUAAGACAAAGGCUUACUCCUGGCUAACAUUAUUAGGAUCAUUCUUGUAUUACUUUUGACUUGGUGGUGAAAACUGAUUGAUUUAGCAUCCUGAGAAUAUAAAACAUAACAGGACAGCUGAUUUACAAACACACAUAAACGAUUUAGACGUAGCUUCUGAAAAGAGGUGGACAUGUGACUGCUGCUUCAGUGUUUUCACCGUUUAAAGACUCUUUACCGAGUUUUGACAGGUUGGUCUUUAGAUCAGUGCAGAAAAGAAGAUUUCUGAAACAAGAGAAGUGCUGUAACUUUUCUUGAUACUGAAAAAGAAUAGAUGUAAAUACUGUAAGACUCUGUACAGUUUUGUACUGUAAUUUAUGUACCACCGUGUUUGUUACUCUAUAAUAAUAAUGUGUUCACUGUAACCACCUGACUGAGAUACAUCCUCUGUUGCACUUUUUUUUCUGUCUCUGCAGUAAAUAAAGUUUAUUUUUAUAGAAA
Xyrichtys novacula (pearly razorfish) is the source of this 6109-nucleotide messenger RNA. Lineage: Eukaryota; Metazoa; Chordata; Actinopteri; Labriformes; Labridae. The record is from the annotation of a GenBank genome assembly.